Ixodes scapularis (black-legged tick) is the source of this 1175-nucleotide messenger RNA. RefSeq names its product protein FAM133. Bases 125 to 652 code for a protein of 175 amino acids. The transcript has a single exon. The record is from RefSeq and is a predicted model, not a curated record. Lineage: Eukaryota; Metazoa; Arthropoda; Arachnida; Ixodida; Ixodidae.
ACUCGGUAACUAUUCAUGCCGUUUCUUUUCUCCGACCAAUGAUCCGUUCGCCGCUUACGAUGACACGACACGAACCCUAGCAGUCUCCUAGUCACGUAGCCGCCGAUUUGACCCCGCCGACGCCAUGGGAAAGCGGGACACGCGGUACGCGUACAUGAACCCCAUCGCGAUGGCGCGGUCUAGGGCGCCUUCGACGUCCAGCGGACCUACGAUCAAGGACUACCUGAGCCGCAACAGGCCGACCUGGGAAGAGGUGAAGCGUAUCAUCGAAAAAAAGAAGCAAGGUUCCAGCACGCUGGCGGCCUGGGAAGACCACAUGAACCAAAAGUUCCAGGAAGAGCUAAGGAAAAAUCGCGAGCGCCUCAUGGCCCAGAGAACGGCGUCCACAUCAACGUCGAAGGGGAAGAAGAAGCGACGCAGGUCGUCGUCGCCCUCUUCGUCGUCGUCGUCUAGCAGUUCGUCGGAGGACGAGGAGAGUUUGGAGCAUCGGAAACGUAAGAAGCGGAAGGUCAGCGACGCUGACACGGCUGCGACCAAAAACCUGGAUCCGAAGGCGCCUUCGACGAAGUCUUCCUCGACCAAGUCUAAGAAGAAGAAAAAGAAGAAGAGCAAAAAGAAGCACAAGAAGCGAAAGGAGAAGUCCCCGGAUUGAUGUUCCCCGCCUUGUGCCAAACACAUUUCCCCCCAGUGCUACUUUGUUUCGAUAAGCGUUGGACCCAUUUGCGAUUGUGCGCACACUCCUUCCCAAGUGCUCUUGUUGUUUGCUCGAAUUUGAAUGGACCUUCGACGAAACGGACGCUAGUCCUCGGACUUUGUCGUCAGAAAUGCAUGCUUGCCGACCACCACGACCUAACAAGAUCGGAGCUCACGGACACGCGGAACAAAGACGGUGAACUUUGGAGAUGUUGAUCGGUUUGAUGGCACGAAGAUUGCGGACGUCUGGAGGAUGUUUGGUAGCUUGAUGUUCUUUGUGCAGUUUGAUCAGGAUUGAUAUGGUGCUACAUGGUAGAGAAUCCAGCAACUUGCCUUGUACAUUGUCGAGUCUGAGUAAUCCCGACUCACAGUCAUUUUCUUGUACGCACAGUUUAAAAAUGGCGGGCUUUGAGCCUAUUGCCUUUUGCAUCCCCAGUUUCGACGGCGUUAAAAGUUCGAAUAAAUGUUUAGACCGUCGUGAA